Messenger RNA from Phytophthora sojae, 2427 nucleotides. RefSeq lists its product as hypothetical. Bases 1 to 2427 code for a protein of 808 amino acids. Gene Ontology annotation, molecular function: rRNA binding; U3 snoRNA binding. The transcript has a single exon. NCBI's taxonomy places the organism in Eukaryota, Oomycota, Peronosporomycetes, Peronosporales, Peronosporaceae. The record is from RefSeq and is a predicted model, not a curated record. Gene Ontology annotation, biological process: maturation of SSU-rRNA from tricistronic rRNA transcript (SSU-rRNA, 5.8S rRNA, LSU-rRNA). Gene Ontology annotation, cellular component: small-subunit processome; nucleolus.
AUGGGCGCGCGCAAGGGAGGAGGCAAGAAGAAGGGCGCGCGCAAGCGCAAGGCCAACGUGUGGGACGACGCCGAGCCCAAGGCCAAGCGCGGCGCCGUCUCGAGCGAGAAUGAGCCCAAGCCGCGCCGCGGCAGCUCCAAGGGCUCCAUGAUGGGCCAGUGGAAGACCAAGAAGAUCGCGCAGCGCUCCAAGGAGCGCAAGUUCUUCGCCUCCGUGGACGAUAAGAAGCGCUGGCAGCGCGAGCAGUUUCACGAGACGUGGGAGAAGACGGCCAACGCCAUUUACAAGGACGGGAGUGGGGACGAGGAGGACGACGAAGAGGAAGGAGAAGACAAUGAUGCGAUGGCCAGCGACAGCGACAGUGACAGUGACGGGGAGGACGCGCUGGGCGGCAAGAAGAAGAACUCGCUGUUUGACGAGUUCGUCAAUGCGUUUAAGCCUGCGGAGGUUGAAGAAAAUGAGGAGAAGGAUGAGGAGGAUGGAGAGAAGGAGGCGCAGGAGCAGGUUGACGAGGAGCAGCAGGUCGAAGAGCAGGUUGCGGCGAUGGAGAAGGACGAUGAAGUCGAGCUGGAAAACGAAGAGGAGGAGCAGGAGGACCCGUACCGUCGACGAUACUUGCUGAGCUCCUUCACAGAGCAGGACGCUCGUAAAUUCGACGCUCAGACUCGCAAGUUUGCGGAGGUGAAGCUGCCGGUGCUGGCGGAAGACGAGGCGUAUGAUGUGACGUACCGGACUGGAGUGGAUGCGGAGGUUAGCGGCGUGGCUGGAGUCGUCACGACGCCAGAGCAAGCGCAGAGCAAGAAAGCGUAUGUGCGCUCGAGGCUGUUCGCGGCCUGGAAGCAGCGCGGACUGGAUGCAGAGACGGCGUUUCCCAUGGGAUCCGUGGAGCGCUCGCUGUCGCAGCAGCUGUCGGCGUACACGGACGUCUUCUUCGCUGGCCAGACGUACGAGAACACGGCGACGCUGCGCCAGGUGAGCGCGAUGCACGUGCUGAACCACGUGCUCAAGGCGCGCGACACCGUUACGCGCAACAAUGAACGUAUCAAGAAGCGCGACGCUGGCAAGGAGGAUGAUGACGAGGAGAAGGAGUACCGCGACCAAGGUUUCUGUCGCGCGAGCGUGCUUGUGUUGCUUCCCCUGCGCAGCGCCGCUAUGGCCUUCGUGAAGCAGCUGCUGGAGCUGCUGCCUGCGACUGUGGACACGUUCCACAACAAGGACCGGUUCUUUGGUGAGUUUGGCAGCGCAAAGGACGAAGACGACGACGAGGACGAACCGUCCAAGGAUGAUGGCAAGAAGGAGUGGCAGCGCGUGUUCGACGAGGGCAACAACGACGAUUGCUUCCAGUUGGGUCUGUCCUUCUCCCGCAAGGCAGUGCGAUUCUACAGCGAGUAUCACCACGCGGACAUUAUCAUCGCCUCGCCUCUAGGACUGCGCCAGCAGCUCGGUGACGAAGUCGCGUUGCUGGACGAAGCCGAAGCCAGUGACGACGUGAAGCUGUCGAGCAACUUUCUGUCGACUAUCGAGGUGUGCAUUGUAGACUCGGCCAGCCUCAUGGCCAUGCAGAACCUGGAGCACUUGCGCACGGUGCUGCGUGCUACGAACUUGCAGCCCAAGGAAGCUCCUCACGCAGACUUUGCUCGCGUGCGCGAGUGGAACUUGGCCUUCCUGGCUUCGUACUUCCGACAGACGGUCGUGUUUGCGCAUGGCGUGGAGCCCGCGCUCAAUGCGCUUGUGAACAAGACGUGCAGGAACAUUUCUGGAGUUGUCAAGUAUGUUCGCCGCUACGACGCUGCCGAUGGCUCGGCCUCGAUCUCUCGCGUGGUGCCGCAGGUGAAGCAGAUCUUCCAGCGCGUGGACCUGGACCACUCUGGACGCCUCACAGCCAAGGACGAGGUGGAGCUGCGUUUCGCCUACUUCAAGAAGCACGUGUUCGAGCCGCUGCUGGAUCACCCUCGCAAGCACGUCCUUAUCUUCAUCCCGUCCUACUUCGACUACGUGCGCGUGCGCAACCUGUUCAACGACACAAUGAACAAGAAGCUGAUCCGCAGUGUGCAGUGCUGCGAGUACACGACGAGCAAGCAGGUGUCUCGAGCGCGUACGACCUUCUUCCACGGCCACUGCCACGUGAUGCUGUACACGGAGCGCUUCCACUUCUACCACCAGUACCAGAUCCGCGGCGUGCACCAGCUCAUCUGGUACGGCCUGCCCGUGAUGGGGGACUUCUACGCCGAGAUGAUGAACAUGCUGCCGAGCAGUGACACGACAGGACACAACGACGACGGAUUCGCGGAUAGCACGGACGGCAAGUCUUCGAUCGCGUUGUUCACGCGUCUGGACCUGCUGCGAAUGCAGCGAAUCGUGGGCAACAAGCGCGCAGAGCGGAUGUGCCAGCCCAAGGCGGCCAAGCCCACGUUCCUCUUCUGCUAA